Messenger RNA from Truncatella angustata, 919 nucleotides. RefSeq lists its product as uncharacterized. The transcript has a single exon. The coding region runs from base 348 to 581 and encodes 77 amino acids. Lineage: Eukaryota; Fungi; Ascomycota; Sordariomycetes; Amphisphaeriales; Sporocadaceae. The record is from RefSeq and is a predicted model, not a curated record.
CCCCCAGAAUCCUUUUCCCCACGGAUUGGCAGAUAUCUGCACAUGAAAUAGUCGUUAGCCUAUCCUGCACUAGUGACUGCCCAAGCUCUUAGCCACUUAAAUCACUUGUUACUCGAGCAAUUUUCAACUCAUCUGAUCCUACUGUAAGUAACAAGUUGCCAGUAGGUCAGGCGUCUGCAAAAAAAAAAAAACUCAAUCACAGCACUCAGCCUCAGUAUGCGUUCCAAGAUGAGCCUGUCAGCUGCUUGUCCGGCUAUGUUAUAAACUGGCCGAAGACAAACACAGACUGAGUACCGUAUUGGGAAAGUCCUGUCGGACCUCUGUGUCAUAUUAUUACAGGCUAUGCGAUGGGCAGGUUACAGGAAUAUCUCAUGCCGGAUCGGCCGAGAUGCGCGCCCGUAAGGUCCGAUAGCAAACCGCGAUCGGCAAUUCCGUCGAAUAGAUUCAAGCUUAAAGAUAAACGCAACCAAUGCGAUGUAACGCUUCCAAGAGCGCGCAGCGAGGCUGUGUCUGGGAGACAGGAUUGCCAGGAGGAGGCCUACACGUCAUCGCCAAGCAGGGUGGCGUCCAGGCAGACUUGAUUUCUACAUGUACACGGGCGCGCGGUCUUGUGGCGCCCGAAGAGCCCGAGACCGCACCCCACUCGCCACGAUGAUGUGGGCGGAGAUUUGAAGGUGGGAAAUAUGAACACCCGAAUGGGAACUUGGGAGGUGGUCAGUCUCAAGCUUUUCGAAGAAUCGCGACGGUGGGAAGGGAACAGUAAGAUUUUAGUCUACCCUCCCUCGAAGCUGUCACAUCCCGCCCCCACAAUGCAGGUUUGCGCGUAGCGAGCGGUCGGCACCCCCACUUCUUUCCCCGAUUCUAGCUCCGAUCCCACGAGCUGGGAAAAAGGAACUUCUAGAAGAUCAUCAUGUGCUUC